Molecule: messenger RNA, 600 nt
Organism: Triticum turgidum subsp. durum (durum wheat)
Lineage: Eukaryota; Viridiplantae; Streptophyta; Magnoliopsida; Poales; Poaceae
Source: the annotation of a GenBank genome assembly
AUGGCGGACAUACGGUGCGACCAGCCCAAGAUGACGCCAGCAAGCCCGUCGUCCCUAAGGAUCUUCGGCUACGACGUGCCCGGCGGCGCCACCGACGCCGCUGCCGCCGUGCUGACUCCGCCGCCGACGCCGCCGGCCGACGCGCGGAGGUUCGGGUGCCAGUACUGCUCUCGCGAGUUCGCCAACUCGCAGGCGCUGGGCGGGCAUCAGAACGCGCACAAGAAGGAGCGGCAGCAGCUGAAGCGCGCGCGCCUGCACGUGGACGCCAGGAUGAGCUACUUCGCGCCGCCGCCGGGGCACCUGAUCGCCGUGGGACACGCAGGGUCGUCGGCCUACACGCGGGACGCCUUCCACAGAUGGGUCUACUUCGCGCACCAGUCAGCGGCGGGCCUGCCGUUCCAUGCUCUGCCGGCCGGUGGUGGGUGCCACGCCCAGCCGCGGCUGCUCCAGGAACCAAAGGAGGACUGCGGCAGUGCCGCCAUCAGCACCAGCAGUGGUGCUCGUGCCUGCACUCCAGCGGAUGACAGCACCGAGGAAGCCUCGGCGAUGGGGGUGGGGCUCGACCUCGAUCUCAGACUUGCUCCGGCCACGUCAUCGUGA